Molecule: messenger RNA, 4351 nt
Organism: Stegodyphus dumicola
Lineage: Eukaryota; Metazoa; Arthropoda; Arachnida; Araneae; Eresidae
Product: homeobox protein extradenticle-like
Biological process (GO): regulation of DNA-templated transcription
Cellular component (GO): nucleus
Molecular function (GO): DNA-binding transcription factor activity, RNA polymerase II-specific; DNA binding
Source: RefSeq, a predicted model, not a curated record
GCCUAAUAUCAGGUGAUGUCUUUGAAAGUCUUAAGUCUGAGGAAUACUCAAGAAGACGAACCGCCAGAUCCACAGCUGAUGAGGCUGGACAAUAUGUUGAUAGCAGAGGGUGUCGCCGGGCCUGAGAAGGGUGGUGGUGCAGGGGCGGCGGCGAACGCGUCUGCAGCAGCUGCUUCUCAAAGCCCCGGCGGGCCCCAGGGCGAGAAUGCGAUUGAGCAUUCCGACUACAGGGCGAAACUUGCCCAGAUCCGACAGAUAUAUCACCAAGAACUCGAGAAGUACGAACAGGCGUGCAACGAGUUCACGACGCACGUGAUGAACCUCCUGCGGGAACAGAGUCGCACGAGGCCCAUCACUCCCAAAGAGAUCGAGCGCAUGGUUCAGAUCAUCCACAAGAAGUUCAACUCCAUCCAAGUCCAGCUCAAGCAGAGCACCUGCGAAGCCGUCAUGAUCCUCCGGUCGAGGUUCCUGGACGCCAGGAGGAAGAGGCGGAAUUUCAGCAAACAGGCGACGGAGAUCCUGAACGAGUACUUCUAUUCCCAUCUCAGCAAUCCUUACCCAAGCGAAGAGGCGAAAGAAGAACUCGCCAGGAAGUGUGGUAUCACGGUAUCUCAGGUAUCUAAUUGGUUUGGCAACAAGAGGAUACGAUAUAAAAAAAAUAUAGGCAAAGCUCAAGAAGAAGCCAACCUCUACGCUGCAAAAAAAGCAGAUUAUAUAAAUGACUGCUACUCACCUCCGUCUGCGGCGGGUUCUUCCCCGUACAGUCUGGCACCUUCAUCGCAAGGACAGAUAAUAAGUCCUCCUCCAGGUUCGGGGACGCCUCAGGAUUCCAUGUACAACAUAAGCAUGAACGGCGGCGACUCCUACUCGUCCAUGGGGGCGAACGUUCAGUCACAGGCGAACGCACUGAGGCAUGUGAUCUCUCAGACAGCGGGCUACGCAGAUGGCCUUCCGCCGCAGUCCACCGCAUCUAUGUAUGACCCUGCAGGCAUGCAUCAGGUAACCUUCCGAGCUUCAUCCUUAGUGUAGACCGGGGACGAUAAACAUCAGCCAAUCGGUGAACAGGGCCAGGCUCAAACUAGCCAAUCAGGAAGGACUCGAAUACUUCACAUAUAUACGUUUCAAAUAAAAUCUCUCAGACCUCAAGAAUCAUGUCUCAUCAAAAUAAAAGUAAAUGAAUAAAGUUUAAAAAACAUCGUUUCUUGCACUUUGUCGCACAGAAGAAGAAAGAAUAGCAAGAUUUUGGGGAUUUUGCAGGGAGAGAUGAAAUCCCUGACCAUUGAACUUGUACACUAGGAAAAGUGACGUUACUUCUGUAUGCUAGUGUCGUUCUUUUCAAAACCGCGCAUCGGUCGCGGAAAACGGUUUUUAAGUGUACAUUUCUUUCUCAGAAAUAUAAAAUAUAUCAUUGUGAUGACUCAUCUGGAAAUUCGGAUAUGACUCUUGUACAUCAGAAUUCACAAUUCGGCGUCUUUCCCCCCCGUGUUGUUGUUCUAAAGACUGUGUAGCAAUCAGCAGAAAUAUGUGCACUUUUAUAUAAAUAAAUAUAGACUCGUCAGUGAGGACAGUGACUCGCGCUACGUUUUAAUUUCACGUUCGUUUUUCAUUCACUCCAAUUAUGAAAGGUUGGGACAAAAGAACGUGGCCGUUCGGGGGAAGAUUUCGGUUCACCAUCGCCCUCAAGCGGAACGCCACCUGGUGUGCGGUUUUACGGUGCACCACGUGGAAUGUGGCUGUGACGCCGUGUGAUGCUUUCAAGUUGUUUUUUAUAUAAUAUUUCUUAAAAAGGCCCAAAGAUUGCUGUUAUUCACGUCCAUUCGUCUAUUCGAUACAUUGAUUUUCCCCCUUAUCAUUUGCCAGUGUACAUCUAGUGUUGGAAUCAAAGCAGAGAAAGUUCACCACCUCGGUUUCAUUCUUCCGUUUGUUUUGUUUCGUUUUUUUUUUUUCUUCCCUGAAUUUUGUAUAAAUUUUUUUUCGGAAAGUAGCACGGUUUGAGAGGUAUUGUAAUUAAUAUGCGUGAAAAUUUUCUGUAUAACUCAUUUGUAUAUGAAUGUCGAUUGAUUUUGUGCAAAAAUUAUGUAUAGUAAAAUGAGCUUGAUAGGUAUCGAUGAUACUUAGGUAAUGUGUACAGGUCUCAAGUUUCGUAACUUGCUUUUAGGAGUCUAUUAUACGUAUAGGCAUUACAUUAAUCGAAUGACUUUUUUUUUAAAAUUUCUGUGAUGAAGAGAAAAUCGUUUAACCAAACUAAUAUGUUAAUUUCACUUCCAGUUGUGUUUGAUUUACAAAGUGCAUUUUUUAACGAUUGUGUUUAUAAAUUAUUGAUGCAAUGUUUCUUAAUAAAUUGCAGUUGAUAUUUGCCAGUAAAAAAAUGUAAAAGUUGAAUAAAUACUUAUUCAGAAUACUUGUUGAAAUUAUUAAAAUGAUAUUCAUUAUUUUAAUGACCGUCAAGAAAUGUGUGAAAAUCAAAAUUUUGCCUAAAUUGUCAACGGAAUAUUUGAAGCAAUAGCAGAUAUUAUUUUAGAUAUAAGUUUGUUUUAAAUUUCUUAUUAUUUCUAACAAAAUUUCCCUUUUUAAUAUCAUGUCCGGUAUUUUUAUUUACUUUUGUAAGGUUACACUAAUUUAAAUAUUUUAGAUGCUUAAGUAAGGCCUUUUAAUAAAUUAAUGUAAUUAUAUUCUUAUAGUUAAAUGUUGAAACAGUUCAGUUAGACAUUUCAUUAAUAUUUAUCUUAAUUUAUAGCUGUGAAAACGAGUGGUAUGUUCGAAUACAAUUAAAAUCUAAAAGCAGAAGAAAUAUAAUGACAAAUUUAACAAAAACAUGGCAUUUAAAAUUACCUUAAGUUUACCAUCAGUCUUUAUUGUUAUUAAUAAAUGUUAUGAAGAUUUCUAUAAUUAUUAUCAAUUUUAUUUUAUUUAUGAAUUGUUUUAUGAAAUUCUUGAUGCUCUGACAUUAUCAGGACCGGAUUCAGAAAUGUGUGCAUGUAUGUGCAUAUAUAUUUGUGUGCGUGUAUAUAUAUGUGCAUACAAUGAACACAUACAUCCAUACAUACGCACAUUUCUGAAUCCGGUCCCAAUAACAAAAGAGUACCAGUUCUUAAGCUAAACAGAAAUUGUUUCAGAUGUUUUAGAGUAAGCAAGAAAUUAUCUAAAAAAUAAAUAGUUUGUCUACAAAUUUUUAAAUUCAUAUGUAUAUAUUUGUAAUGAACAGUGUUGGGGAUGUGCAAUCCUGUUUACUUAUAACUAAAUCAUGAUAGUUUGGUCAGAUGAGUUUCUUUAGUGUGAAAUCUAAAUAGAUAUUUUAUUCCAAAUUUAGCUCUUUAAAAUAUGGCAAUGGCUUACAACUUUUGGAGAUUAAAUUUUACUCUUGUAAUGAACUGAAUAAAGCAAAUGUUAUUAUAUUUUGUUCAGGUCAUUACGAUGAUUCAUAAGCAUUUUAUUUAUUAUACUUUGACCUUUUCUAUGCAUAUGAUAAUUAGAAUUUUACCUGCUAAUUAAUUAAUCAGUCUUGGAACUGUAAAGCUGAAAAUAACUAAUUUUAAAUCUGUGUAAAUACUGCAAAUAUAUCAAACUUAAUUUUUUUUUUUUUUUUUUUUUUUUUUUUUUUUUUUUUUGUUGUUGUUGUUUUGUGUGUUUCCAAAGAUCAGUACUUUUAUCAUCGAUUUCUAUCAAGCUCAGCAAACUUGUAUAGAAAACUAAGAAGCCUACCUUGUUUACUCUUAGCUACAAUAUUUAUUGUAAUAAUUCAUUAUUCCCCAUUCAGUGCUGAUGAAGCUUGUAAUACUUUAGAAAUCUGAACUUAUGAUUUUUCUGUUCAAUUAAAUUUUGUUCAUUCCUAAUGUGAAUAUUUUAAAUACGUACAGUUGAAGAUUGUAGCUGUUAUGUUAUUUUUUAUUAAUAUUCGAAAAGCAGUUUCAAAUCAGUCAUUUUACAUCUAUAUUUUUUUUUCAAACAGUUUAACUGUGUGAUAGAUUCUGUUGUACUUAAAAUGCAUUUCUUAUGUAAGAUUCUAUUUCCAUCUGUGAUUUAAGUCGGGUUUCUUUACGAAACAUCUGACAUUUUACUUGUGCAUUAUUCUGAAUCUGUGUACUGAAAUAAGAAAAACAUCUGUAAAGAAAAUAAUUAUGUUUUUGAAUUUAUGGUUAUGAGUUUUUAAAUCCCUGAAAUACCAGACCUGUAUAUGUUCUCAAAAUUACAUAUCGCGUUGUACAAUUAAUUGUAUGAUGAGAAUUCCUGCAAUGAUCUCUUAUAGUGUACAAUCAAUAACAUACAAGAUUUUGUUUUUAAGGCGUUUGCAAACUGCACAUAUUGUAUUUGAAUGAACGAAAUAUAAAUUAUGUUAUUCGUUAAAAAAUAA